Molecule: messenger RNA, 313 nt
Organism: Acanthoscelides obtectus
Lineage: Eukaryota; Metazoa; Arthropoda; Insecta; Coleoptera; Chrysomelidae
Source: the annotation of a GenBank genome assembly
AACAAUUUAUCACCAAAUAAGCAAACCGAAAUUGCAAUUACUAAAGUCACCAUGAGAUUUUUCUCCAUUUUUGCCAUGUCCAUUUUGGCAGUGGCUUUUGUGUCAGCUGAAAAGGAGGGAGAUGAUCCAGUAGUUGUUCGUUAUUUUGCAGCAGCGGGCAGUGCAGAACCAUCACUAAAAUGUGAUGCGGUAAGCUGUAACAGCGACUGUGUAAACAACUGGGGCUGGGCUGGAGGAUUCUGCUUCAUGGGCGACUGCUGGUGCUACAUAUAGAAGUUUUAGGCUCAUCAAAUUCGUGUACUUACAGUUUAUC